Molecule: messenger RNA, 816 nt
Organism: Microthlaspi erraticum
Lineage: Eukaryota; Viridiplantae; Streptophyta; Magnoliopsida; Brassicales; Brassicaceae
Source: the annotation of a GenBank genome assembly
AUGGGAAGAGCGAAAGUUCUAGUUGAGGUUAAAUUAGACAAACCAUUCCCUCAGAGAGUUGCCUUAGUUGAUAUAAGUGAUGCAAUCACAAUGGUGGAUGUGUUAUAUUCUUGGUUGCCUACUGUUUGUAGUGAUUGUGGUCACUUAGGACACAAAGCCUCUCGUUGUUUACUGAGAACUUCAAGUCCGGUGGUUCAUAAGAAAACUCCAAAGGAAGCUACAAGCUCUGUUUUGCCACCAGUUACAGAAAUUGCAGGGGCUGGAACUGCCAAAGCUCUGGAAAACCCUGAAACCAUCCCUUCAGUAGAGAAAUCAACUCCGGUUUCUCUCACUCUCAUCCCACCCAAUGAUGCGACUCCAACUUCAACACCAGCUACAAGUAACAUUUCUUCUUUUCACAAAAUUUUAUCUUAUCCUCAGGGAACUUCUUCUUCACCGGUUAUCAACCCUGUUAUGGCCUCAACAAAAGAGGCAUCUGCUUCUAAACAAGCUUCACUCUCCUUUGUGGCAUCUGCUUCUAAACAAGCUUCCAUCUCCCCUGUUCAGCCUGAACACAGUAUUCGCAGGACUUUGUCUAGCGCCUCUUUGAGAAACAACAGAUUUGCAUCUUUGGAUUCUUCUGAAGAUGAAGAUGAAGAUGACAGCGAAGUCCCACCACCACCCGAUGUGCCUGAAAAUUCGAUGUUCUUUACGCCUUCGGGAAAAAGAAUCCUUCGGGAACGACCGGUUCCAUUGUCAACAAAGGCUAAAGAAAUGCAAGCCGUAGUCCGAGGACGUGGUAAUCGAGGUCGUGGUAGUAGAGGUGGUCGUGGCUAG